UGUUAUGCAAAUGGAAUUUGUAGUGGAUUGUCAUACUGUCAUCCAAUACCAGUGGCACAAUCAGUGAUUUGCAAUUGUCCACCAUCAUAUGGUUGUGGACAAUAUGGUUGUUUUAGGUUACGAGCUCGAGCAUCUAAAAAUAUGAUUUUACCAUUAUUAGAUAAUGGUCAAGAAUGGUCAAAAAGACCACAAAUAAUGUUUGAAGAGAAAAUGAAUGAAAUGCCAUCGCUUAUUCCGUUCAAUCAAUUUAGAUAUAGACAAAGUAAACCAUUAAGAGUAUUGGAUGAGCGACGAGCACUUGCAAUGGCAUCACCAACAGCUGCUGAACUUCCAAUAAAAGGACGAAUAUUACGGGAUCCAAAUGAAGCAUUUUUGGAAUGUUGCAUGGAUCGGCAGUUACCAGAUGCAUGUCUUAAUAAAUGCAAUUUUAAUUAUUUCAAUCAACAGGCCUUAAUGUCAAUGUAUUUGCAUCAAGAUCAAUGUCCAAUGAAAGCAAUGAGAGAUAUGCAAUUUUGCGCUGCGCAAGGACGUGAUCAUAGAUCAUGCUGUUUGCGGAAUGGUGUAACGACAACUUUAGCUGGCGCAAAAUGUUUAACAUUUUGUGAUCAAAGGCCUGGCAAUGUAACACAACUGGAUAUAUCAUUUCUUCCAUGCUUCGAUCGUUUUGAAAAUAUGAAGGCUUGCUUUUGGCAUGAUAUCAUUCGUUACUUCCGGUGA
This is a messenger RNA of Loa loa (African eye worm), 717 nucleotides long. RefSeq lists its product as hypothetical. The transcript has 5 exons. The annotation marks the transcript as partial. Lineage: Eukaryota; Metazoa; Nematoda; Chromadorea; Rhabditida; Onchocercidae. The record is from RefSeq and is a predicted model, not a curated record.